Messenger RNA from Strongylus vulgaris, 1351 nucleotides. Lineage: Eukaryota; Metazoa; Nematoda; Chromadorea; Rhabditida; Strongylidae. The record is from the annotation of a GenBank genome assembly.
GUAAGGUUUCGGAAAUAGGUCUACUGCAAGGAAUUAUAUCUACUUUAGGUCUCAUUCCUGGCAUACUGAUGAUUUGCUUAUGUGCACUUUUUUCCGGCUACACAGGAAUACAGCUUGCGGCUAACUGGACAAUGAUGCAGAAAAGGUGGCCAAAAUAUCGUAGCGUUUGCCGCAAGCCCUAUAGUGAGAUGGCAUAUUGUGCCGUUGGUCCAAAAAUGAGGUGCAGAGCAUUCAUAGCGAUGAUGAUUUGUCUUACACAAGUUGGCUUCAUAACCGUUCUCGAACUUCUAGCAGCGAAAAACACUUCCGUCUUGUUGAACUUCUUUUUUGGGAUUAAGUUAAGUGAAUUUUUGCUGGAUGAUUAUUUGUGUUGGUCUUAUCGUUUGGCCGAUUACAAUGUUAAAAAGUCCAAUGCACUUUUGGCAGGUGGCUGUAUUCUCUGCCUCAUCCAGCACUAUCGCAAUAAUCUUGACUCUCCCGAACGUCAGUUCAACCUGCAAAACUUCUUCAUGGCCUAUGGAACGAUAGUUUUCGCCUAUGGAGGUCAUGGAGUCUUUCCAACAAUUCAGCACGAUAUGAAAAAGCCACGUCUUUUUGCCAGAUCUGUAUGGGUAGCCUAUAUUCUCAUUUUAUUCUACUACCUAUCUGUCGGCAUCGGUGGUUACCUUGUUUAUGGUGGAUCCGUUGGAGAUGCUGUUAUUCAUUCUAUACAGUUGCAGUGGGUGCAGCAGACGGUGAUUAUUCCCAUAAGUACAAUCAUUUUAUUCUACUACCUAUCUGUCGGCAUCGGUGGUUACCUUGUUUAUGGUGGAUCCGUUGGAGAUGCUGUUAUUCAUUCUAUACAGUUGCAGUGGGUGCAGCAGACGGUGAAUGUGAUGAUCUCACUGCAUGUCAUUACUACGAUUGUGAUUGCAUUUUCACCUAUGACCCAACAAGUUGAAGCUCUGCUGCGAAUAUCUCAUAGCUUCGGAUGGCAACGGUUCCUCGUUCGCACAUUUUUAUUCUGGACGCUGAUUUUCGUGGCUCUCACGGUGCCGAACUUUGGACCUCUUAUGGAUAUGUUUGGUGCGUCGACAAUGUCUAUGAUGACAAUGAUCAUGCCAAGCGUAUUCUAUCUAUAUUUGAAUGCGUCAAAGGCAAAGAGAGAUUUGAUGAUUAAAAAUGGGGAGAUUUCAAAAGAGAGUCCAGAUGAGACUAGAGCUACGCUAUCAGAUAAAACCGAACCCUUUUUAGCUUUUGGAAUCAUGGGUGGUGUUGUGGCCUUUGUAUUCUCCUUCAAAAAGUUGAUUGGAGCAGAUGUGGAUCCACCAUGUUACGUACAAUACUUUAGGCAAGGUAAGGUUAUAUAGCU